AUGGAAGAAAUCCAUUUUAAAGGGAGUAAAUUCACUUGGUGGAAUGGGAGAACAGAUGAGGAUUGCAUUUUCAAGAGGUUAGAUGGGGUUUUGUGCAAUGAUAGAAUGCAACAUAUGUUUCAGCAGAUGGAAGUGGAACAUCUAGUUAGGAGUGGAUCAGAUCAUUCUCCUAUGCUAAUUCAGUGCAAAACAAACAAUGAGCAGAUUGUUAAAUCUUUCCAAUUUCUGAAUUUUUGGUUAAAAGAGGAAGCAUGUUUGGAGAGAUAUUUUCCAGGAAAGGAGGAUAUUAUCAAGGUAAGAGAAAAACAAUUGGAGGAGGAUCCUAGUGGAUUGAACAGAGCUAAUUUGUUUAAAGCUCAUGCUGAACUGAAUAUGCAAUUAAAAAGGGAAGAAGAUUACUGGAGACAAAAGGCUGGGUAUGAAUGGUUCAAAGAUGGAGAGAGAAACACCAAAUUUUUUCACACUAUUGUGAAAGGAAGGAGAAGCAGGCUCAGGAUCAGUAAGAUACAAAAUGAAGAUGGACAACGGUUGGAAGAAGUACCAGAUAUUGCAGAAGCUACAGUUAAUUUUUUCCAGAAAUAG
This is a messenger RNA of Capsicum annuum, 582 nucleotides long. RefSeq lists its product as uncharacterized. The record is from RefSeq and is a predicted model, not a curated record. The transcript has 2 exons. Bases 1 to 582 code for a protein of 193 amino acids. NCBI's taxonomy places the organism in Eukaryota, Viridiplantae, Streptophyta, Magnoliopsida, Solanales, Solanaceae.